This is a messenger RNA of Trichomycterus rosablanca, 918 nucleotides long. RefSeq names its product ankyrin repeat and SOCS box-containing 12b (gene asb12b). Lineage: Eukaryota; Metazoa; Chordata; Actinopteri; Siluriformes; Trichomycteridae. Gene Ontology annotation, biological process: protein ubiquitination. Gene Ontology annotation, molecular function: protein binding. Bases 1 to 918 code for a protein of 305 amino acids. The transcript is spliced from 2 exons. Gene Ontology annotation, cellular component: ubiquitin ligase complex. The record is from RefSeq and is a predicted model, not a curated record.
AUGAGCUUAAUGGACAUUUCCAAGAUCUUUUCCCUCCUUAAACCUAAAGAUGAUGAAGAGGAUGGGUGCAGGGAGCUAAACAAGGCCAUCGCUGAGGAUGAUGAGAAGCUCCUAGCGAACCUGCUCUCUCAGGAACAGUACAGGAAGUGCAUUAAUAGUCGGAGUGGAUGGGGAAUCCCAGGCACUCCAUUAAAAACGGCAGCAGCUCACGGUCACCUGCGCUGUCUAGAGUACCUGCUGUCCCACGGAGCUGAGGUGGACGGUUUGGAUGUAAAAGCUCAGACUCCACUCUUCACUGCUGUCAGCUCUAAACAUCUGGACUGUGUAUCAGCUCUGCUCAGAGCCGGGGCCGACCCCAACGGUAGCCAGUACAACAACUGCUCCCCGAUCCUGACUGCGGCCCGUGAAGGGGACUUGGACAUUUUGAAGGAGUUGCUGCGGUACGGAGCCGAGGUGGAUGUCAGGGCCAAAGUUCCAGACUGGGCCGCUAACAGCACGGCGUGUCGGGGGGCUCUUUACAUUUCGGCCGUGUACGGGCACCUGGAGUGCUUUAAACUUUUACUGCUGCACGGAGCCGACCCUGACUACAACUGCAGCGACCGCAAAAUGCUCUCCAGAAUCAAGGAACCCAAAACUGUGCUGGACACAUGUCUGAAAUACGGCUGCACAACUGAAUAUGUACAGCUGCUGGUGGACUUUGGGGCUAAUGUCUAUCUUCCAACGAUGAUUACAGAUAAAACGAGUGAGCAAAACGAAUCCGUCAUGCUGCUGCUCAGAGAGAGAGUUUGUCCCAAAACCCUGAUGUCUCAGACUCGACUGGCGAUUCGGAAACACCUCUUUACUCUAAACAGACUGAAUGUUAUAGAUGCCCUGGAUAUUCCACUGAUACUGAAGAGCUACCUUAAACACAUCACAUAA